This is a messenger RNA of Lolium rigidum, 2329 nucleotides long. RefSeq names its product transmembrane 9 superfamily member 12-like. Gene Ontology annotation, cellular component: membrane. NCBI's taxonomy places the organism in Eukaryota, Viridiplantae, Streptophyta, Magnoliopsida, Poales, Poaceae. Gene Ontology annotation, biological process: protein localization to membrane. Bases 126 to 2087 code for a protein of 653 amino acids. The record is from RefSeq and is a predicted model, not a curated record. The transcript has 2 exons.
UUUGUUCGGGGAAAAUGCCUCGACUGAGCAGUUGGUUGGUGCGCUGCUGCUAGCUGUGCGCCGCUCACGCCGACGAGCAUCUCCUCCCAUCUCCGGUGCCAGGUGUUAGUCCGGAACUGGUAAUCAUGGCCAAGGGCUGGAUAUUCUCUGCUCUGUUACUGGUGUCACUUGUGAUGGCUCCUGCUUGUGAGGCGUUCUACUUGCCAGGCAGUUACAUGCACACGUACCGGCAAGGCGAGGAGAUAGGAGCAAAGGUGAACUCGCUCACGUCAAUUGAGACUGAACUGCCUUUCAGCUACUACAGCCUUCCGUACUGCCAGCCUCAGGGUGGGAUAAAGAAGAGUGCUGAAAAUCUGGGGGAGCUCCUUAUGGGUGACCAGAUUGAUAAUUCCCCUUACCGUUUCCGUAUUAAUGUCAAUGAGUCACUAUAUCUGUGUACCACAAGCCCACUGGAUGAGGUUGAUGUGAAGCUCCUCAAGCAGCGCAGCCAGGACCUCUACCAGGUAAACAUGAUUCUUGACAAUCUUCCUGUGAGGAGGUUUACUGAGCAGAAUGGAAUGACCAUUCAGUGGACGGGCUAUCCAGUUGGUUAUACGCCUGAAGGUAGCUCUGAUGUGUACAUCAUUAACCACCUGAAAUUUAAGGUCUUGGUCCAUAAGUAUGAAGGAAGUAAAGUGAGGGUAGUUGGAACUGGGGAAGGAAUGGAAGUGAUCUCGGACACAGACACGGAUGCCGGGUCUGGAUUUGAGAUAGUGGGAUUUGAGGUGGUCCCAUGCAGUGUGAAGCGUGACCCUGAAGCAAUGUCAAAGCUUACAAUGUAUGAUAAGGUUGAGGCUGUGAGCUGCCCCGUGGAGUUGGAGAAAUCUCAAAUGAUCAGGGAGAAGGAGCGGAUUACUUUUACGUAUGAUGUUGAAUUUGUAAACAGUGACAUCAGAUGGCCAUCGCGGUGGGAUGCAUACCUGAAGAUGGACGGUGCGAAAAUUCACUGGUUCUCGAUUAUGAACUCAUUGAUGGUGAUACUGUUCUUGGCUGGCAUUGUUUUUGUCAUAUUAUUGCGGACAGUGAGGAGAGACUUGACUAGAUAUGAGGAGCUGGAUAAGGAGGCUCAGGCUCAGAUGAAUGAGGAACUCUCUGGGUGGAAGCUGGUCGUUGGAGAUGUCUUUAGAGAGCCAACCUCAUCAAAACUGUUCUGUGUCAUGAUUGGUGAUGGGGUUCAAAUUCUGGGCAUGGCAAUUGUCACCAUUUUCUUUGCUACCUUUGGAUUCAUGUCUCCUGCCUCUAGAGGAAUGUUGUUGACAGGGAUGAUAUUCCUCUAUAUGUUACUUGGUAUUUUGGCCGGAUAUGCUGCUGUCAGGCUCUGGAGAACUGUAAAGGGAACUUCUGAGGGGUGGAGGUCUGUCUCCUGGUUAACUGCCUGUUUCUUCCCUGGAAUUGUCUUCAUUGUCCUCACUGUAUUAAACUUCAUGCUGUGGUCAAGAAACAGUACUGGAGCUCUCCCCAUCUCACUUUUCUUCACUCUUCUGUCCUUGUGGUUCUGUAUCUCUGUGCCACUUACCCUUCUAGGUGGUUUCCUUGGAACAAGGGCCGAGCCAAUUGAAUUCCCUGUUCGAACCAACCAAAUACCAAGAGAAAUCCCUACAAAGAAUUACUCAUGGCUCCUCAUAUUUGGUGCUGGAACUCUACCUUUCGGAACACUCUUCAUUGAGCUCUUCUUCAUUCUUUCAAGUAUCUGGCUCGGAAGAUUCUAUUAUGUGUUUGGGUUCCUCCUUGUCGUGCUCCUUUUGCUGGUUGUGGUAUGUGCCGAGGUAUCUGUUGUUCUUACCUACAUGCAUCUCUGUGCUGAGGACUGGAGGUGGUGGUGGAAAGCUUUCUUUGCCUCUGGAGCAGUGGCAUUUUAUGUGUUCCUCUACUCUAUCAACUACUUGGUGUUUGAUCUCAGAAGUUUGAGUGGGCCAGUUUCUGCCACACUAUAUAUCGGAUAUGCUUUCAUCGUCUCUCUUGCCAUCAUGCUAGCUACUGGAACUGUUGGAUUCCUGACAUCAUUCUCUUUCGUUCACUACCUUUUCUCAUCAGUCAAGAUUGAUUGAAGGCAUUAUCCUGCAAACCUCGAAGGAUUGUACACGCAAUGCUUUGAUCAUGGCAAGGGAAAGCAAUGUACACGGUUGUGCCAUUCUUAAUGUAACAUAUUACUGAGAGUCUUGAUACUAUUGUACCACAAUACAUCUGGUAUGUUCUAGUAGAUGUGAUCUUAAGCUUGUGAUGUUCUUUUCUUAUUUUUGCUGCAUUGUGUGUUGAUGCAAAUGAUCCUUUAAAAUCGUGAAUUUUGCCA